Molossus molossus (Pallas's mastiff bat) is the source of this 639-nucleotide messenger RNA. It is a transcript of the gene CLXN, whose product is annotated as EF-hand calcium binding domain 1. NCBI's taxonomy places the organism in Eukaryota, Metazoa, Chordata, Mammalia, Chiroptera, Molossidae. Gene Ontology annotation, molecular function: calcium ion binding. Bases 1 to 639 code for a protein of 212 amino acids. The transcript has 6 exons. The record is from RefSeq and is a predicted model, not a curated record.
AUGAACCGCAAGAAGUUGCAGAAGCUGACGGACACUUUAACCAAAAACUGCAAGCAUUUUAACAAAUUUGAAGUGCAAUGUCUUAUAAAUCUUUUUUAUAACUUGGUGGGAGAUGCCACAGAGCGGCCAGGUGUGACCAUUGGACUGGAUCGCAAUGCAUUUCGAAACAUCUUGCAUGUGACAUUUGGAAUGACAGAUGACAUGAUUAUGGACAGAGUAUACCGAAGUUUUGAUAAAGACAACGAUGGUUGUGUAAACGUAUCAGAGUGGAUAUGUGGAUUAUCACUGUUUCUUCGAGGAACUUUGGAAGAAAAAAUGAAAUACUGCUUUGAAGUGUUUGAUUUCAAUGGUGACGGAUUCAUUUCGAAGGAGGAAAUGUUCCACAUGUUGAAGAACAGCCUUCUCAAACAGCCAUCUGAAGAAGACCCCGAUGAAGGAAUCAAAGAUUUGGUUGAAAUAACACUGAAGAAAAUGGAUCACGACCAUGAUGGGAAACUGUCCUUCUCAGACUACGAACAAGCUGUGCGAGAAGAGACUCUUCUCCUGGAAGCUUUUGGACCGUGUCUCCCUGAUCCAAAGAGCCAGAUGGAAUUUGAAGCCCACAUAUUCAAAGAUCCAAAUGAAUUCAACGAUGUGUGA